Molecule: messenger RNA, 2301 nt
Organism: Aureobasidium vineae
Lineage: Eukaryota; Fungi; Ascomycota; Dothideomycetes; Dothideales; Saccotheciaceae
Source: the annotation of a GenBank genome assembly
AUGGCAAGCGAAGCAGUAGAGCCUCAGGCCGUCCAGGGCGCCCCGAAUGAUCAGGACAAGGAGAACAAGUUCCAGCAAGCAAUCGCUUCAUGGCGGAGUAUGUCUUCCUUCCCUCUCCUGCUUCUCAUACCUCAGAUACUGACUUUUGGAUANGAUGUUGACCUGUCCUCGCUCAUCUCCACCCUCGACACAGCCGCCUCGGACCUCGUCACUCACCAACGCGACACGUUAGUCCAACGCAAAGAGCUCGCCCAAAAGACCAAAGACUUUCGCAAACUUGAAGAUGCCGCCAAACUGGGUGAAAUCAAGGGCUUGCUCAAGUCGUACCAAUCCUUCAUCGACCUCAUCUCCAGCCAGUCAAAGUCGACCCAGUCUGCUUUCCUCCAAAUCUACUCGCCGCUCUCCGAAGCCCCCGAUCCGUACCCACUGCUCGAAGCCUCCAUUGAUUCGUUCGUCACCGCCCAAGAGGUCGUUCCCAAGCUGGAAUCCGAGAACAAGCACCUUCAGUCAACCGUCGCCAAAUUGACAGCACAACUAGAGGAGACGGAAUCCCAGUUGGAACAAGAGCGCUCUACCAGACAAUCGUCACAGUCUAGUCAGGACACCAAGAUCAAGGAAGUCGAAGCAUCAUGGAACGCCGUCCUGAAAGAGAAGCAAGACAACUGGGACGCAAGAGAGAAGAGCUUGGAAGAAAAGGUCGACAACCAAGACCGCCUGUUGAAGGAGCUCAAGGCCAGCUACGACGUCGCCCAACGUCUAGGCAAGGCUGAAGACGACACAUCAAACACUCUCCACGGCGCAUCGCAGCAGGAGCUCGACCUGGUCAACCAGGAACUCGAAAAGGCAAACCUACGCCUGUCUGAGCUGGAGGGCCGCAACGAGCAACUCCGCCUUGACCUCGCACAAUCCACCGCAAACCAGAGCUCAUCCCAAACUGCCACCUCGGUCGAAGAUGACCCUGCCUUUCUCCGUCUACGCUCCGAAAACUCUCAACUCCUGCGAAAGCUCGAUGCACAACGCUACGAGAAGGACUCGGAAAAGACCAAGUGGAAUUCGAACGUCAGGACACUCGAGAGGGAGUUGGAAUCUCUCAAGCAGGAUCGCGAGAGCAUCAAGCGCAAGUUGGACAAGUGCAGCGACUAUGACGAGGUCAAGCAAGAGCUGGACAUGCUCAAGGUAUGUUGGACGACCCACAGUUUACAGGUCGCAUUGCUGACAAGAACCAGNUCGAUCGAGUUCGCGACAGGCGACGCAGACGACUCGGACCACGAGACAGAUACCGCCCCUUCCACCGACAAGGGCGAAUCGCUGGAGAAGCUCCUUCUCGCUCGCAACAAGAAGCUCUCCAACGAGCUCACCAUUCUCCGUGUCUCGCACAACGACCUCCAAUCUCGUCUCGAGUCGUUGCAAGAAGACCUGUCUAGCACAAACAUGGAGUUGGAGAAGUCACGCAACCUGACACAGACGCUCGAGGAAGAUUUGCUGCAAGCCCAGAACGAAGCCAGCAAUGCCUUCGACCCCUCGGCCAUGUCGGUAGCAGGCACAUAUACCUCUCGCUAUCCCAAGUCCUCGUAUGCCGCUUCCAUACGUCGCGGUGCCAACACUUCGCCCACCUCUUCCAUCAUCUCGGGCUUCGAUACGAGCACCUCGUCGCCCAGAGGCUUGGAUUCGCUGCGCCCAGAGGCCCCCAAUGCUGGCAUUUUGCCAAUGGUCACUGCUCAACGUGAUCGCUUCAAGGCCAAGAUUCGCGAGCUGGAGACGAACCUACAAGAACAAUACUCUCUCGUGUCAUCUCUGCGCUCCGAGAUUGCCAGUCUGCAAAAGGACAAUCUAUCUUUGUACGAGAAGAGCAGAUAUGUAAACAGCUACAACACAAAGGGUGGCGCAACAUCUGGAUACUCUUCCACGAACCCAAGCACCAUCACAAUCGAUCGCAGUAACCCCGGUACCGAUGCCCGCUACAAGUCAGCCUACGAAAACUCAAUAUCUCCAUUCGCUGCCUUCCGUAGCAAAGAGACCAGCCGCGCUUUUCAACGACUCUCGUUGCCCGAGCGAGCGGUCUUGCAAGCUUCUAGACUUGUACUUGCCACGCGGACGAGCAGGAACAUGUUCGCCGUCUGGGUUGUGGGACUCCAUCUUCUGGUCUUUGUCAUGUUGUUUUGGAUGGGCGGCAGCGAUACACCACACCUAGCCCACACUGUUGCUGCUGGCAACGCCGCGAUAGCUGGUGCAAGAGUAGCCGCUGCGGCGCCAGGGGGCCCAGGUGCGAAGUGGGAGCAACCCGGCUUCGGGGAUACGUAG